CAAGACAAGAAAAGUAUCACAGAUAAAGGAGAUGAGCUAUUUAAGAUGGGCAACAAGAUGUUCCAGGAGUCUAAAAGCCAAAAACAGAAAAUGGAAGCCUACAUACUCUUUGCCAGAGCAGCUGACAUGGGAAAUUUGAAAGCUAUGGAAAAAAUGGCUGAUGCUUUGCUAUUUGGAAAUUUCGGCAUGCAAAAUAUAACAGCAGCUAUCCAGCUAUAUGAGUUCUUGGCUAAAGAAGGAUCAUACAAAGCUCAAAAUGCAUUAGGAUUUUUAUCUUCUUAUGGAAUAGGAAUGGAAUAUGAUCAAGCCAAGGCACUGAUAUAUUAUACCUUUGGAAGUGCUGGAGGAAGCAUGAUGUCCCAGAUGAUUCUGGGGUACAGAUAUUUGUCAGGAAUCAAUGUUCUACAAAAUUGUGAAGUUGCCCUAAAUCAUUACAAGAAAGUGGCAGAUUAUAUCGCUGACAAAUUGGAAAAAAGUGAAGGUAUUCCAGUGGAAAAAGUGAGACUAACCGAGAGACCUGAAAAUCUGAGCUCCAACAGUGAGAUUUUGGAUUGGGACAUAUACCAGUACUAUAAGUUCUUGGCAGAAAGAGGAGAUGUUCAGAUACAAGUAUCUCUUGGACAGUUACAUCUGAUUGGGAGGAAAGGCCUAGACCAGGAUUACUAUAAGGCUCUAUACUACUUUUUAAAGGCGGCAAAGGCUGGGAGUGCAAAUGCCAUGGCAUUUAUAGGAAAGAUGUACUUAGAGGGGAAUACUGCUGCACCACAAAAUAAUGCCACUGCCUUCAAGUACUUCUCCAUGGCGGCCAGCAAGGGCAAUGCAAUUGGUCUUCAUGGACUUGGGCUCCUUUACUUUCAUGGAAAAGGUGUUCCUAGGAAUUAUGGUGAAGCACUUAAAUACUUCCAGAAAGCUGCAGAGAAGGGAUGGCCUAAUGCACAGUUCCAGCUAGGCUUCAUGUACUACUCUGGCUCUGGAGUAUGGAAGGAUUAUAAACUUGCCUUCAAGUAUUUUUACUUGGCAUCUCAGAGCGGGCAACCUCUCGCCAUUUAUUACCUAGCCGAGAUGUACGCAACUGGAACAGGGGUGCUGAGAUCAUGCAGAACUGCCGUGGAGCUUUAUAAAGGUGUCUGUGAACUAGGCCACUGGGCCGAGAAAUUCCUGACUGCCUACUUUGCCUAUAAAGACGGGGACAUAGACUCUUCCCUUAUUCAGUAUGCACUGCUUGCAGAAAUGGGAUAUGAAGUAGCUCAAAGCAACUCGGCGUUCAUUUUGGAAUCUAAAAAGGCUAAUAUUCUGGGGAAAGAGAAGAUGUAUCCAAUGGCACUUCUGCUAUGGAACCGAGCCGCCAUUCAAGGGAAUGCUUUUGCUAGAGUAAAAAUUGGAGAUUACCAUUACUAUGGUUAUGGGACUAAGAAAGACUAUGAAACAGCAGCCACACAUUACAGCAUUGCAGCAGACAAGCAUCACAGUGCACAAGCCAUGUUCAAUCUGGCCUACAUGUAUGAACAUGGCCUGGGUAUCGCAAAGGACAUUCAUCUGGCCAGGAGAUUGUACGACAUGGCUGCUCAGACAAGCCCAGAUGCUCACAUACCUGUGUUCUUUGCCCUUAUGAAAUUGGAAACCAUGCAUUUUCUCCGAGAUGUCCUGUUUUUUAAUUUUACCAUGAGAUGGAAAUGGCUGAAACUGGACAGCACCAUUGGACCAUACUGGGAUUUAUUUGUGAUUGCCAUAAUUGUUGCCAUGCUGAUCUUCUUGCUAAGAAAUCGCCAUAGGUAG
Cricetulus griseus (Chinese hamster) is the source of this 1776-nucleotide messenger RNA. NCBI's taxonomy places the organism in Eukaryota, Metazoa, Chordata, Mammalia, Rodentia, Cricetidae. The record is from RefSeq and is a predicted model, not a curated record.